AUGAGCUGCGUACGCGAGGGGUUUUGCCGGGAAGUGUGUGCCUGGAACUUGAAGAACUAUCAGGCGUGGUUUCACCGGCGGUGGCUGUUUGACAAGCUCUAUUCUGCUGCUGCUGCUGCUGCUCCUGCUGCUCCUGCUGCUGCAGCAGCAGCAGCAGCAGCAGCAAACGACCUGUUCCAGGAGGAGUGCAGCAGCUUGAAAGCAGCAAUUGCCAAAGACCCCAAAAACUACAAUUCGUGGGCCCACAGAGCCCACCUGGUGCGGCGGUUUCCGGUGUCUGUACACCAGGAGCUGCAGGACACGGAGCUGCUGCUGCAAACAGAUCCUUCCAACAACUCCGCCUAUGCCCACAUUUUCCUCCUCACCAAACUCCUUAUUCAGCAGCAGCAGCAGCAGCAGCAGCAGCAGGAGCGGCGGCAGCAGCAGCAGCAGCAGCAGCAGCAGCAGCAGCAGCAGCAGCAGCAGGAGCGGCAGCAGCAGCAGCAGGAGCAGUGGCAGCAGGAAGUGGCUGUGUGGGCGCAAACGAUAAAGCGUUACACUCCCGCCUUUGAGCGCCAGCCUUCGAACGAGAGUUUAGUCCGGUUUCUUCUGGGGUGUUUGAAGGCAGCAGCAGCAGCAGCACAGCAGCAGCAGCAGCAGCCCGAGGAGCUGCAGGAAGCAGCAGAAGUGCUGCUGACAGCAGCAGCAGCAGCAGCAACAGCAGACGGCGCGCAGCGGCUGGGGCUUGAAGUGGGGGUGGCUGUGGAUGAGCUGCAGCGCAACUUUGCUGCUGCUAAAGAGAAGUGCGCACUUUUGAAAGUAGCAGAUCCAAUUCGCCGCUUUUACUGGUCUUGGAAAGCUCUCACCAACGCCCGAAGAAGUCUGUCUAUACACCUCGUGCAGUAG
This is a messenger RNA of Eimeria tenella, 885 nucleotides long. RefSeq lists its product as uncharacterized. Bases 1 to 885 code for a protein of 294 amino acids. The record is from RefSeq and is a predicted model, not a curated record. Gene Ontology annotation, molecular function: protein prenyltransferase activity. Gene Ontology annotation, biological process: protein prenylation. NCBI's taxonomy places the organism in Eukaryota, Apicomplexa, Conoidasida, Eucoccidiorida, Eimeriidae. The transcript is spliced from 5 exons. Gene Ontology annotation, cellular component: cytoplasm.